Linum trigynum is the source of this 1985-nucleotide messenger RNA. The record is from the annotation of a GenBank genome assembly. Lineage: Eukaryota; Viridiplantae; Streptophyta; Magnoliopsida; Malpighiales; Linaceae.
UAUUCAUUGUAGUUAAAGGGAAAAAGGUAAAAUGUUUGCUGCUGUAGCUCUUUCUUGUUAAUCUAUUUCUAUUUAGUAUUUCCCACCUUCCGUCCAAGCUAAUUAAUUAGCCACAUACGUAGGUAGUUGGAUGGCCCUUUCACAGGUAGCCUAGUAAAUACUAUAUAAUCUUACAAGCAAGACCAGAAGCUUCAAUUGAAUUUGUAGGUGUGACACUAUUUAAUUAUUUAGAUUAACAGAAGAAAGAACUACAACCCAACAAAGAAAGCAAGUCAAACAACAGGGGAGGAUGCCUUUACGAAGUAUCAAAGAGGAAGCAAAAACAAGAGCAAAAAUUAAGUUAACAUGGAUCCAAACUCUAAAAGGAGCAAAGAAGGUGUUGAUCCCUCUAUCUAACCUGGGUUCACCAGAAGCGGCAGACUUGUGCGAGGCUGACUUGCAGCAACUGUAAUGUCCGGGAACUGAAUAGGUGUCGGCGGUCGAUGGACGAGAAGAAGAGAUUUGCUGCUGAGCUUGUUUACUUCAGCGGGAACGAUUGGGAUAAUGGGGACUGGGGAUUUGCUAUGGAAUAGAGAUUUAUUCAGAAUAGGAAGAGUCGGAUUUUUUUAUCGUUAGCGGAUUUCUGAAGAUUUCUCAUUCGAGAGUUAUUGUUUUGCUCGUAUACUUGGGGAAAGUUUAAGUCAUUAAUUAAACAAGGAUCCUAAUCUAUAAUUAUUCCUUUUCCGUAAAGUACAUAAAUUUCCUCUAGCUACGGUUGUACAUUAUUAUUAUUAUUAUUAUUAUUAUUAUUAUUAUAAAUUCUUGAGAUUAGACUUCUCUAAUUAAUAAACUACCAAAUUACGAUCAAAUUUGUGACAAUCCGUAAGCCGAGAUCACUCAUUAGUUGAUGAGAUGUUUACAAAAAAUUCACAAGGAUUUCAAAGAUAAUUUUGGAGUGUAAGGAUAAUAAAAUAUUAUUUGUUUCUUGUACUAUUAUUGCUUUCGUAAUUUUUUUUUUUUUGCCAAAGUGUCCAAUUUGUAUUUCCUUUCAUCCGCAUAUGUGAGAAUUUGAGAAUAUGUUAACUGACAUUUGUAGAUAAAUCAUUGUUGUCCAUAUAUGAAUUUGUGUGCUUUACAAAAAUAUGAAACAUUUUGAUAUUGUUUUGCGAACCCUCGUACACCGAAAUGAUCCAAAACACAAUCAUAGAGUUUUGGAUUGAGUUAACAUUUGUCUCGAGAUCAGGAAGGAAGAGCUAUGCACGACAAUGCCAUCAGCUGGUAGACUAUUCUAAAGACUAUCUAUCCAUGGUUUCAGUUCUUUUAUCUUAUAUUUCUUGUGUAUCUGUUUGUUCAAUUCAUGUAGAAGAAGGAGAAGGGAAAUAAUGAAGAGCCAACCGAAAUUGAAAUGUUUCUCAAAACUCGUAAAGUGAAUGAAGGUCCCGAAAUGGACGAAAAUACAAGAGUUCAAUUUGAGGAGUUACAGAAGCACUUUGUGGGAGAAGGAGAAGAAGAACAAGAAGAAAUAGUGUGGAGGCCAAAUUUACGAUUCCAUGGACGAGGCGUGACUCCAAGCAUGUUAAAGAGGAAACACGAAGGUGCUGAUGCGAUAUAUCAAGAAAAAGGGACGACCUCAAAUCCAUCUAUGUUGCCUGAAGAUGUGCAAAAAAGGCUGGAUCAACAAUCAUCUCAUCUGUCAAAUGGAUUGCGCAAUGCUAUGGCCUCGUUGAAGGAAUCCAACCCAUCUCUUGUCAUCCCCCAGGACAUGUUUGACUUCUUGCUGGUGAACAAUCCUACAGAGGCUAACAGGAGCAAUGAGAAUGAAAUGCCCAACUCAGAUACAGCGGAAUAGGCCUCGUCAAUUUUUUCAUUUAGAAGAUUUCAGUUUCUAAUUGAAUAUGUUAUCUUUAGCUCGAAGUUCCAAAAGUUUGCUCAACGCAGUUCAAUUCAUUAAAACUCCAUUUGGUGUACCUUUUUCUAGUUUCUAUUAAUAAACAAUGUGGUUCUUA